Lipotes vexillifer (Yangtze River dolphin) is the source of this 2256-nucleotide messenger RNA. RefSeq names its product peptidylprolyl isomerase G (gene PPIG). Bases 1 to 2256 code for a protein of 751 amino acids. Gene Ontology annotation, biological process: protein folding; protein peptidyl-prolyl isomerization. Gene Ontology annotation, cellular component: mitochondrion; cytoplasm. Gene Ontology annotation, molecular function: peptidyl-prolyl cis-trans isomerase activity; cyclosporin A binding. The record is from RefSeq and is a predicted model, not a curated record. The transcript has 12 exons. Lineage: Eukaryota; Metazoa; Chordata; Mammalia; Artiodactyla; Lipotidae.
AUGGGAAUAAAGGUUCAGCGUCCUCGAUGUUUUUUUGACAUCGCCAUUAAUAAUCAACCUGCUGGAAGAGUUGUCUUUGAAUUAUUUUCUGAUGUGUGCCCCAAAACAUGCGAGAACUUUCGUUGUCUUUGUACAGGUGAAAAGGGGACAGGGAAAUCAACUCAGAAGCCAUUACAUUAUAAAAGUUGUCUCUUUCACAGAGUUGUCAAAGAUUUUAUGGUUCAAGGUGGUGACUUCAGUGAAGGAAAUGGACGAGGAGGGGAAUCCAUUUAUGGAGGAUUUUUUGAAGAUGAGAGUUUUGCUGUUAAACACAACAAAGAAUUUCUCUUGUCAAUGGCCAACAGAGGGAAGGAUACAAAUGGCUCACAGUUCUUCAUAACAACAAAACCAACUCCUCAUUUAGAUGGGCAUCAUGUUGUUUUUGGGCAAGUGAUUUCUGGUCAAGAAGUUGUGAGAGAGAUAGAAAACCAGAAAACAGAUGCAGCUAGCAAACCAUUUGCUGAGGUGCGGAUACUCAGUUGUGGAGAGCUAAUUCCCAAAUCUAAAGCUAGGAAAGAAGAAAAGAAAAGGCAUAAAUCCUCCUCCUCCUCCUCAUCGUCAUCCAGUGACUCAGAUAGUUCAAGCGAUUCUCAGUCUUCUUCUGAUUCUUCUGAUUCUGAAAGUGCUUCUGAAGAGAAAUCAAAAAAAAGAAAGAAGAAACAUAGGAAAAAUUCUCGUAAACACAAGAAAGAAAAGAAGAAGCGAAAGAAAAGCAAGAAAAGCGCAUCUAGUGAAAGUGAGGCUGAAAAUCUUGAAGCACAACCCCAGUCUACUGUUCGUCCAGAAGAAAUCCCUCCAAUACCUGAAAAUAGAUUCCUAAUGAGAAAAAGUCCUCCUAAAGCUGAUGAAAAAGAAAGGAAGAACAGGGAGAGAGAGAGAGAGUGUAAUCUACUUAACUCCCAGCCUGCUUCAUACCAGAGGCGACUUUUAGUUACUAGGUCUGGCAGGAAAAUUAAAGGAAGAGGACCAAGGCGUUAUCGAACUCCUUCUAGAUCCAGAUCAAGGGAUCGUUUCAGACGUAGUGAGACUCCUCCACAUUGGAGGCAGGAGAUGCAGAGAGCUCAAAGAAUGAGGGUAUCAAGUGGUGAAAGAUGGAUCAAAGGGGAUAAGAGUGAGUUAAAUGAAAUAAAAGAAAAUCAAAGAAGCCCAGUUAGAGUAAAAGAGAAAAAAAUAACUGAUCAUAGGCAUGUUUCUGAGAGUCCAAACAGAAAAAGUGAAAAGGAAAAGAAAGUUAAAGAUCAUAAAUCUAACAGCAAAGAGAGAGACAUCAGAAGAAAUUCAGAAAAAGAUGAUAAAUAUAAAAACAAGGUAAAGAAAAGGGCCAAAUCGAAAAGUAGGAGUAAGAGCAAAGAGAAAUCCAAGAGUAAGGAAAGAGAUACAAAGCAUAAUAGACAUGAAGAAAAGAGGAUGAGGUCAAGGAGUAAAGAAAGGGAUCAUGAGAAUGUUAAAGAAAAAGAAAAGUCUGAUUCUAAAGGAAAAGAUCAGGAAAGGAGUAGAAGUAAAGAGAAGUCUAAACAGUUAGAAUCCAAAAGCAAUGAGCAUGAUCAUAAUAAAAGUAAGGACAAGGACAGACGUGCACAGUCUAGGAGUAGAGAACGCGAUGUAACUAAAGGCAAACACAGUUACAAUAGUAGAACAAGGGAACGAAGCAGAAGUAGGGACAGGAGCAGAAGAGUGCGGUCUAGAAGCCAUGACCGAGAUCGCAGCAGAAGCAAGGAGUAUCACAGAUACAGAGAACAGGAGUACAGGAGAAGAGGAAGAUCACGGAGCCGAGAGAGAAGAGCAACGCCAGGAAGAUCAAGAAGUAAAGACAGGAGGAGAAGGAGGAGAGAUUCACGGAGCUCAGAGAGAGAAGAAAGUCAAAGCAGAAACAAAGAAAAAUACAGAAACCAAGAAAGUAAAAGUUCACACAGAAAAGAGAAUUCUGAGGGUGAGAAGAGAAUGUACUCUAAAAAUCGUGAUCAUAGUAGCUCGAAUAGUAACAGGGAAAAAAAGGCUGAUAGAGAUCAAAGUCCAUUCUCAAAAAUGAAACCAAGUAGUCAGGACAAUGAAUUAAAGUUCUCAACUUUGAAAAAUAAGGAGGAUGAGAAGACCAGAUCCUCAGUGGAAAAAGAAAACCAAAAAUCAAAGGGUCAAGAAAAUGACCACACACUUGAUAAAAAUAAAAAAUUUGAUCAUGAAUCAAGCCCUGGAACAGAUGAAGACAAAAGUGGAUGA